AAACACACUCUCAAGCAUUUUCUUUCACAUUUACUCUCCGGAAAAAGUUAAGAAGACAGAGAUGGGCUCUGAGACCACUUUUAAGCUUCCAGCUAUAGAUUUCUCAAGCACAGAAUUAAAGCCAGGGAAUCCUUUGUGGGAGACGGUGAAAUCCCAAGUCAGGAAAGCAGCAGAGGAGUAUGGAUGCUUUGAGGCUUUGUUCCAAGACAUUUCUCAAGAGCUUCGAAAAGCGAUGGAUGGAGCAUUGGAAGAGAUUUUCGCAUUACCCUUGGAAAUAAAGAAGCUUAAUGUUUCUGAUAGACCUUUCCACGGUUAUAUCGGAUCAUCUUCGCCAUUGUCACUAUAUGAAAGCAUUGGCUUUGAUGAUCCUGACAACUUUCACAAGGUCGAAAGCUUCACCAACAUCAUGUGGCCUCAAGGAAACAUAAAUUUCAGCACAACUGUACAUUCCUUCUCAAAAACAUUAACUGAGUUAGAUCAAAUGAUAAGAAAGAUGAUUGUGGAGAGCUUUGGAAUGGAAAAAUAUUUGGAUGAGCACAUGAACUCCGCUUACAAUAUCUUCAGGGUCACAAAAUAUGCAGCACCAGAAACUACAGAUAAAAAAACAGGGCUAAGGGCUCACACAGAUAAGAACACGACUAGUAUAUUGUACCAAAAUCAGAUUGAUGGAUUAGAGAUACAAACUAAAGAUGGUGAAUGGAUCAAUGUCGAAUUCUCACCUUACUCUUUCAUAGUCAUAAUUGGUGAAUCUCUCAAUGCAUGGACAAACGGUCGAUUGCAUAGUCCAUGCCAUCGAGUUAUGAUGUCUGGAAGCAAGACAAGGUACUCCGCUGUAUUGUUUACAGUACCCAAAGAAGGCUACGUGAUAAAAGCUGUAGAAGAGCUAGUGGAUGAUGAACACCCUUUGCAGUUUAAGCCUUUUGAAUACCUUGAGUACCUUAAACUACGCUAUGCAGAAGUUGGUAAAAACUUUGAAUCGCCUUUAAAGGCUUAUUUUGGUGCUUGACCUGAUCAUUUCAGAUUUUAUUCAGCAAUUUGUGUUCUGUGCACAUGUAUCCCUGCUUAUAAUUGGAGUGUUCUGUCCAAUAAUCCAAGUUUUUUUGUGAUGUGGGUGUGGAAAUAACUAUGAUGCAACUUCCCUUUUGGAACAUCAAAAUGGAAUGCCUUAUUGACGAUUUAUUAUUGCAGUAAUCACAAGUGUUACUUGA
Molecule: messenger RNA, 1208 nt
Organism: Ricinus communis (castor bean)
Lineage: Eukaryota; Viridiplantae; Streptophyta; Magnoliopsida; Malpighiales; Euphorbiaceae
Product: probable 2-oxoglutarate-dependent dioxygenase AOP1
Exons: 3
Coding region: 62-1006 (314 amino acids)
Molecular function (GO): dioxygenase activity
Source: RefSeq, a predicted model, not a curated record